Molecule: messenger RNA, 1944 nt
Organism: Dictyostelium purpureum
Lineage: Eukaryota; Evosea; Eumycetozoa; Dictyosteliales; Dictyosteliaceae
Exons: 2
Coding region: 1-1944 (647 amino acids)
Source: RefSeq, a predicted model, not a curated record
AUGGAUAAUAAUAAUGACAGCAAUAAUUUAAUAAUUUAUAAUUUAUAUAAAAAAGUUUUUUCAAAUAUUUAUUUAUCAACUCGAAUAUUUAAAUAUGUCAAAAAGCUAAAUUUUAAUCAUUUUUUAAAAAAUCUUUUAAAACUUUUUCCUAAAACUGCUGUAAAUGAUAAAAAAGCAUUAAAAGAAAGAUUCAAGUCAUCUUUCUAUCAACUAGAUACAAUACCAUUUUCAAAGAUUAUUGAAUUUAAACUAGGCAAUGUUUUCAGAGAUAGGUUAAAGGCUAAAACAAUUAAUUUUAUUGGUAUUUCCCCAGAGUUUAGUUUUGAUCAAUUUUCAUCAUUUAUUGAAGCAUCAAAAAUAACAAAAAAAGAACAAGAAGAGUUUUACAAUUUAAAUAAUUAUUUUUAUAAAAGUAAAAAUAAAAAAACCUUUUUAAAAGAUAUUGACAAGUUUGACCUAUUCGAAUCAUUGGUUCAUUAUAAUUUUUUAACCCUAUUAGAGCUCAUUUACAAUGAUCAUAAAGAAAAUAUAGAAACAGAAAGACAGUACUAUAACAGAAUCCAAAAAGAAAGAGCAGAGGACCCAACCUUUAAACCAAGCUAUGGUCAUAGAGAUAUUACCCCUGCCGAUCAAGGAUAUCAAGCCAAUGUCAAAUCACCAUUUUUUAUAUUUUUCAAUAAACCUCUAAUUAUGGCCGCUUUCCAAAAAAGCUCUGUAGAAGUUUUAAGAUUUUUAAAUAAAAUAGGAGUGGACUUUUAUCAAUGCGAAAAAAAUCUAUUGUUUUGGGCAAUUAAAAGUAACAAUCCAAAUAGAAAGGUUGAGUACCUUUUGGACGAACUAAACUAUUGUGUACCGACUCUCUAUAGUGGUGUCUAUGAUGGGUUUUACAGAAAUCUUUUAAAACUUGACUAUAAAAAUUACAAAAGACUUCACAAAAUGGGUUCACCUCUUUUAUUCUCAUUUUCAUCAUAUGAUUAUUCAAAUUAUAGCAGAGCAGAUUUUAAAUUCAAAUUAAACUUGACUAAACUGGGUCUUCAUUCUCAUGCCAUUUAUUAUAAAUCAGAAGAGUUAAUGCUUGCUUUAAAACUGCAACAACAACAACAACAACAACAACAACAACAACAACAGCAACAACAACAACAACUACAAACAUAUUUACAUGGUUUAUAUAAUACGAUAGGCAGUUUCUUUAUUACCAAAAAUUAUAAACAUGAAGAAAACAACAAUAGUAAUGAUGAUAUCAAUAUAAUAACAGAUGGAUUUAUUAAUGGCAAUUUAAAAGAAUUAUUAGAAAUAGACUAUGACAAUUUCAAUUUGGAAAGAGAAAUUGAAAGAAUUUUCUUUCUUAGGCUCUUCAAUCGAAAACCAUUUUGCAAUGACGACUUCAUUUCAGGUUAUGUAAACUUCUUAGCAAGGUACAAAGAAUACAAAUCAGUAUUAAUAUUACUCAGUUUAACACCAACACAUCGUGAAAAUAUAGUAAAAGAAAUAUAUCUUAGCAUCCUCAAAACCGAUUCGACUGAUUUUUAUGCUUAUGCAGCAGAUAAUAAAAUUUUAUGUACACUUACAAACGACAUGCUUUACACUUUUUCCUCACCAUUUUGCUACUUUGAUCCAAUAAAAAUAGAAUUUUAUUUAGAAACUCUAUUGAUUCUCAAAAUUCACCAAGAUAAUUAUUAUAAAAAAUUUAUUUCAUUUUUAUUGGAGAGCAAUUCAGUGGGAAAGAAAUUUUUACAAACAAUUAUAAAACCAAUUAAACAAUUCAAUGAAAAAAAGUCAAUAACAAGAUUUUCAGGAGCAGAUUUAACUUUAGAAUUAAUCAAUGCAUAUCUUUUAAAAAAUAGAAACAGUUCUUUAGAAAUUAAAACCCUAAAAUUAAAAAUAGAAUCACAAGGGGAUGAUAUCGACUCUUAUAUAGAUUAUCUUUUAAAAAUAAAUAUAUAA